AUCUUUGCCUCUAUCUUUGACGGUCUGAAGAGCUGUCCCAAGCCUUGUAUGAUCUUUCUAGCUCUCAUAAUGGUGAUCUCGCAGACAUAGUAAACCCCUACGCGUGCAGCUGAAAAUAUAUGGGUCAUGUUCAGGAGGUUGGGAUACAUCUUGUUCUCGUGAUUCGUCCUCUGAUCAUCGUUUGCGGACCGACACUGACCGCCCCUCCCGGUCACCAGGACUUUUGAAGAAAAAGCGGGCACAUAAAGUUGUGAGACAUCCACCUGAACAUGCAGGUGCGCGAUUAUGCCUCCCUCUAUCAAGUCUAGCUCGUCCAAUGAAGUUCGCGUGUUGGACGUCACAACGUUGGGCUCGGAUCCUCAGACUGUCAAUAGGCUGAACGGUGAAUCAUUCCAGCAGGAUGCUGUUACUACUUUCAAUGGCUACCAGUAUGCUGUGUUUUGGGUGGCAGAUACCGCCAAUACUUCUGUCAGACACGCUUCUAUCUCCCGGCGUUCCAUUCAGCCGCAGAAUGGUCCAUGGGAAACGUUCACAUUGACGGAUUACAACCAGACAGAAGAUGACGGACAUGACAUGUAAGGUGGCUUUGCUCCACCCCUAUGAUCGCGCUUCAUGCCUUUUCAGUAUAUGCCUAGGCAUCUCUCACGGAGAUGGAACACUGCAUAUCUCGUUUGACCAGCACGAUAACCCCCUGAAUUAUCGCAUAUCCACGCCAGGAGUUGCCACCAAUCCCGCAGGGGUAACUUGGUCUCCCGACAUUUUUGGACCUACCCUCGACUAUCUCCCAGGGCUUGAAUCUUUGGUCGAUUCUGUCAAUUUCAUUAACAUAACGUAUCCUCGCUUUCUAGUGAUUCCAUCCUCGGCUGCGGGAAGUACGGGAGCUGAUCUGCUGCUUGAAAUGCGUGUGGGCCGUUCAGGCUUAGGCGAUGAUUGGUUAUAUCGAUAUGUUCCCAACGAGGGUUGGGAAUUAACGGGGAGGUAUCUAGAGGGAGUCAACAAUAAUGCUUACAUCAACGGACUGGACUUUGAUCCAAAGGGCAAUUUGCAGGUAACAUGGACAUAUCGAGAUUAUGUGAACGACACGGGUCAAGAUGUUGCAGUCGAAGCAGGUCCUAAUGGCCCAGGGAACAAUCACGAUAUGAAUUUCGUGUUCAGUCCUGACCUCGGUUUUACCUGGCAAAACAACUGGAAUCAAACCAUUUGCAACACGACUGCGGAAGCUCCCGUCUUACCCAUUUCUGCGGGCAUCACGAUUUUCACAAUCCCUAAAUACAGUGGUAUCUUGAACCAAGAAGCUCAGAUAGUUGAUAACGAGGGAAGGAUGCAUGUGCUCAACAGGGAGAAUACGACGGGAAGCGAGCUGUGGUACCACUACUGGCGUAGCGUGGAUACCUUUUGGACGCGAACUGCGUUUCCAUUAGACAUUCCGAGUGACUACAAUAUUACUGGCACGCCCACGUACAUCGGAAAACGAGGCAAGCUCGUCGUGCUUCCUAAUUCUCAGUCGUUAUUGGCAAUUCUACCCGAUAACGCCCCAAAUUCGACUGCAUUAAGCAUCCUGCGAAGCACCGCGGAUGGCCACUUCGCGGAUUGGACGACUGUAUGGGAGGUUAGCAGUGGGUGUGUUGCGGAACCCCUAUUUGAUCGUUACCGGCUAAAUGUGGCAAAUGGUGGCGAUGGCGUGUUAAGCUUGUACUUGGUGAAUGGCACGGAGGUGCAAAUAUGGGACUUGGAUGUUAACGGGCUGUAACACGACCAGAAAUGUUUAGCAGCUAAAUAAAACCUGUCAAGACUAGUUGAUUAUGUAUUACAAAAGAGCAUAAAAGGGUAUAUGUGUAUAUGCCAUUAUUUGCCAGUGUAAAGUACCUGUAAAAAGAAUUCAUGUGUUCGUCG
Messenger RNA from Serpula lacrymans var. lacrymans S7.9, 1893 nucleotides. RefSeq lists its product as uncharacterized. The transcript has 10 exons. The record is from RefSeq and is a predicted model, not a curated record. NCBI's taxonomy places the organism in Eukaryota, Fungi, Basidiomycota, Agaricomycetes, Boletales, Serpulaceae. Bases 560 to 1750 code for a protein of 396 amino acids.